CCAAGCUCAUCACAUUCCAUGGGGAUCUUCCAUAUUCCUCCUGUGUAAUCAUAGAAAAGCUGGAGUUACUUGGUUCAUAAGAUGUGGUGGGAUAGGGAGGAUUUGGCACUGUAUACAAGAUGGUGAUGAAUGAUGGUAGCAUAUUUGCUGUUAAAAGGAUCAACCGUAGUUGUGAAGGAUCUGAUAAAAUUUUUGAGAGAGAGCUCGAGAUCUUGGGUAGCAUAAAGCAUAUUAGUCUUGUCAAUCUAUGUGGCUACUGCAGUCUUCCAACUGUCAAGCUUCUCAAGCUUCCAACUGUAUACAAAAUGGUGGUGAAUGAUGGUAGCGUAUUUGCUGUUAAAAGGAUCAACCGUAGUCGUGAAGGAUCUGAUAAAAUUUUUGAGAGAGAGCUCGAGAUCUUGGGUAGCAUAAAGCAUAUUAAUCUUGUCAAUCUACGUGGCUACUGCAGGCUUCCAACUGUCAAGCUUCUCAUGUGUGAUUAUGUAACCUUGGGCAGCUUAGAUCACUUCCUUCAUGGCAAGAAAAGCAACCUCUGAACUGGAAUGCUCGGUUAAGAAUUGCUCUUGGUUCUGCUUGAGGACUGGCAUAUUUACACCAUGACUGUUGUCCACGGAUAGUGCAUCGUGACAUAAAAUCCAGUAACGUACUCCUGGAUUAAAAUCUGGAGCCUCAUGUUUCUGACUUUGGCCUUGCUGAACUGUUGGUUGAUGAGGGUGACCAUGUAACGACUGUGGUUUCUGGCACUUUUGUAUGUUGUUAACUUUCAUUUAUAAUUUAACACAUUAUUAUAUCUUCUAGAAUCUUGCACAGCCCCCAUUUGGGUUCAGUAUUUAUAUCAACAGGGAAAUCCAAAUAACAGAAUCAAACUCUCCUUAUGUCUAGCCUAACCAGGUUGUUGUCUUUUGUUUCCUUGAAUAUAUUAUAAAUAGCAAUUCAAAAAUCUUAUGUUUGCCACCUUUCAAUCAGUCUGUUUUGUUUACAUCUUAGUUG
This is a messenger RNA of Nelumbo nucifera (sacred lotus), 990 nucleotides long. NCBI's taxonomy places the organism in Eukaryota, Viridiplantae, Streptophyta, Magnoliopsida, Proteales, Nelumbonaceae. The record is from RefSeq and is a predicted model, not a curated record.